Acanthisitta chloris (rifleman) is the source of this 408-nucleotide messenger RNA. It is a transcript of the gene EXOSC1, whose product is annotated as exosome component 1. Gene Ontology annotation, molecular function: RNA binding. The transcript has 5 exons. The annotation marks the transcript as partial. The record is from RefSeq and is a predicted model, not a curated record. Gene Ontology annotation, biological process: RNA processing. Lineage: Eukaryota; Metazoa; Chordata; Aves; Passeriformes; Acanthisittidae. Gene Ontology annotation, cellular component: nuclear exosome (RNase complex); cytoplasm.
GUUUGCAGCAUUAAUUCUCGCUUUGCCAAGGUGCACAUCCUGUAUGUCGGCUCCACACCACUGAAAUCCACCUUCCGGGGGACCAUACGGAGAGAAGAUAUUCGAGCCACAGAGAAGGAUAAGGUAGAAGUGUACAAGAGUUUCCGCCCAAGUGACAUAGUCCUGGCCAAAGUUAUCUCCCUGGGGGAUGCACAGUCCAACUACCUGCUGAGCACAGCGGAGAAUGAGCUGGGCGUGGUGGUGGCACGGAGUGAGGCAGGGGUGCAGAUGGUGCCCAUCAGCUGGUGCGAGAUGCAGUGCCCGCGGACACACAUCAAGGAGUUCCGUAAGGUGGCCCGGGUGCAGCCCCAGUUCCUGCAGACCUAGCACCCUCUGCGGGGCAAGGCGCUGCCUGACUGGGGCCUGUGG